AUGCUUGAGCCUCAAAGAUGGGCCUUGUAUAUAGAUGGUUCUUCUAACAGUGAGGGUAGCGGAGCCGGACUGCUCCUCGAAGACCCUCACGGAGAUGCGUACUUAUAUGCUCUCCGUUUUGAUUUCCCCGCCUCCAAUAACGAAACUGAAUACGAGGCUGUCAUCGUACUAGGGGAAUAUGAAGCCAGGGAGGAAUCCAUGCAACGGUACCUCUCUAAACUCCACCAAUUGGCAGCUUAUUUCGAGUCCUUUGAAAUUCAAGGGAUACCCCGGUCUCAGAACCGGCGAGCUGAUGCUCUGUCCAGACUUGCCUCUACUUCAUUUUCUACCCUCAACAAGACAGUUCUCGUGGAGGUUCUGGCCGAACCCGGUUACGUGGAGGACAAAGUCUAUCCGGUGGCAUCGGGGGACACUUGGAUGACCCCGUUAGUCAAGUUUUUGGGUCAAGACAUUCUUCCAGAUGACAAGACCGAGGCAAGAGGAGUGCAGCGCAAGGCGGCCCGAUAUGCACUCCACAACGGCUGCCUCUAUAAGCGAUCUUAUCUCGGCCUAUGGUUGCGAUGCGUCACCCCGAAAGAGGGAGAGCGCAUCCUUCAAGAGAUACACGAGGGACUCUGUGGAGCUCACGUUGGUUAUCGGAUGCUGGUCAAAAAGACCUUGCUUCUCGGCUAUUUUUGGCCAACUCUUAGACAAGAUGCCCAACUUUUGCUACUCUGUUGCCUUUCUUAUCAGCACCAUGCUCCGGAGCACCACCAAUCGACCAAUCUCAUGGUCCCUAUCACUUUGCCCAGAGUCAUCAUCUCAGAUAAUGGGAAGCAAUUUGCGGAUAAUCCCUUAAAAGCAUGGUGUGAGAACCUGGGAAUCAAACAACACUUCACCUCGGUGGGACACCCCCAAUCUAAUGGACAAGUUAAAAACUCCAACCGAACGCUCCUCCAUGGGUUCAAGACUAGGUUACAUCAGCUCGAAUCCUCUUGGGUAGACGAACUCCCUAGUGUGCUGUGGUCCUAUCGAACCACGUCGAGAUCUGCCACUCAAGAAACACCAUUCGCCUUAACCUAUGGAUCUAAGGCCGUAGUCCCUGCUGAGUUUAUUACUCCAAGUUCUCGCAUGGCAACCUUCACUGCUGAGGUGAAUGAUGAAAAACGAAAAAUUGACCUCGAUCUAACUGAGGAAAAAAAGGAUGCCUCAGCAGCCCGAAUAGCCUUGUACAAGAACAUCCUAGCCAAUUACUACAACGUCCGAGUCAGACACCUUUAG
Coffea arabica (coffee) is the source of this 1260-nucleotide messenger RNA. RefSeq lists its product as uncharacterized. Gene Ontology annotation, molecular function: nucleic acid binding. Lineage: Eukaryota; Viridiplantae; Streptophyta; Magnoliopsida; Gentianales; Rubiaceae. Gene Ontology annotation, biological process: DNA integration. The record is from RefSeq and is a predicted model, not a curated record.